Lecanosticta acicola is the source of this 1430-nucleotide messenger RNA. The record is from the annotation of a GenBank genome assembly. NCBI's taxonomy places the organism in Eukaryota, Fungi, Ascomycota, Dothideomycetes, Mycosphaerellales, Mycosphaerellaceae.
AUGUCCUUCGCUCGCACUUUCCUUCAGACCACCCGCGCUCUGCGCUCCCAGAGCAGCAAUCCUCUCCAAGCCGCUCUCACUCACAGGGGCCAGUCCAAGUUCGCCGCAACAUCAGUAGCCACCGCGCGAGCAUACGCCACCGUCUUUGAGCGCAGCAAGCCUCACGUCAACAUCGGUACCAUCGGUCACGUCGAUCACGGAAAGGUAUGAAAGAGCAAUGGCGGCCAAUGAAUGCGAAAGAAGAGGUCAUGGAUGGUACAGGAUGGAAUGGGAUACUGAUCAAGGAAUCAUAGACCACUCUCACAGCUGCCAUCACCAAGCGACAGGCCGAGAAGGGCUAUGCCAACUUCCUCGAAUAUGCCGCCAUCGACAAGGCUCCCGAGGAGCGGAAGCGUGGUAUCACCAUCUCGACCGCCCACAUCGAAUACCAGACCGAUGCCCGCCACUAUGCCCACGUCGACUGCCCUGGUCACGCCGAUUACAUCAAGAACAUGAUCACUGGUGCUGCUUCGAUGGACGGUGCUAUCAUUGUCGUUGCUGCUAGCGAUGGUCAGAUGCCCCAGACCAGAGAACAUUUGCUGCUUGCGCGGCAGGUUGGUGUCAAGAAGAUUGUCGUUUUCGUCAACAAGGUCGAUGCGGUCGAGGACAAGGAGAUGUUGGAGCUCGUCGAGAUGGAGAUGAGGGAGCUGCUAUCCUCAUAUGGCUUCGAGGGUGACGAGACCCCGAUCAUCAUGGGUUCUGCUCUUUGCGCCAUGGAGAACCGUAACGAAGACAUUGGUGUAAAGAAGGUCGAUGAGCUACUUGAGGCUGUUGAUUCUUGGAUCCCAACUCCAGAGCGUGACAUUGCGAAGCCUUUCCUCAUGGCCGUCGAAGAUGUCUUCUCGAUCCCUGGACGGGGAACUGUCGCCUCGGGCCGUGUUGAGCGUGGUGUGCUCAAGAAGGAUUCCGAAGUCGAGCUCGUUGGCAAGAACAAGGUUCCCAUCAAGACCAAAGUCACCGACAUUGAGACCUUCAAGAAGUCCUGUGAUGAGUCCCGUGCUGGUGACAACUCGGGUCUGCUGCUUCGUGGUGUCAAGCGUGAGGAUGUCCUCCGUGGAAUGGUCAUUGUUCAACCCGGCAGUGUCAAGGCCCACAGGAAGUUCCUCACCUCGAUGUACGUCCUGACUAAGGAAGAAGGCGGCCGACACACUGGUUUCCAGAACAACUACAAGCCUCAGCUCUUCCUGCGGACGGCCGACGAGGCUGCUACUCUGACCUGGCCCGAAGGCAGCGAGCAAGCCACCGAGGGCAAGAUGGUCAUGCCUGGCGACAACGUCGAAAUGGUCUGCGAAAUCCACAAGCCCCUUGCGAUUGACGAGGGUCAGCGCUUCAACGUCCGUGAGGGUGGACGUACUGUUGCCACUGGUCUGAUCACCCGUCUGUUGGACUAA